ACAAGCACCUGCCAAUGCUGCACCUAUGAGUCCAGAAUCAAAUCGGUUGGAGCAAGCGCAAAAGGCUCAACAGCUUUUGUCAAUGAUUGCGUCGGCGCAAGGUCAUCAGCAGCCAUCUCCACAGCAGCAACCUGUUGCACCGGUAUACCAGCCUCAGCCUAGUGCUUCUUUGGCAGGACAGGCGCAACCUGCGCAAGUACAACAGCUACUGAGCAUGCUGGUAAGACUAUUAUGUUCGUAGGAUAAAGGCAAGGAGGGUCACGUCAUUAAUUAAUACAUGUGUUUAGACUCAGGCCGUGAAUCAACAGCAAGCUGCCGCACCCCCACCCAUGCCUCAGCAGUCAGCUGCAGCUGUCUUGCAAGCAAAUCCUGCUCUCCAGCAGCUGGCGCAAUUUCUUCAAAACCCUGCACUUCAGCAACAGCAACCCCCGACACAGCAGCAUCCUUCUCAAUCACCACAAAACAUGUCCCAACAGCAACCACCUGCUCACCAUCCGCACCAAAACAUUCCUCCGUAUAAUCCGUAUUCACGGCAAUGAGAUGGGACGUCAUGUUAGCGUGGGUACGACCGUUUUGCAACAGCAUGGUGGAAAGAAAAAGGUCAAUAGUUCGAUGUAGCAUUGAGAAUUCACGUUAAAACCAAAUAAUAAAAUAAAAUAAGAAUACGCAAAGAAUAUUACACUUGGUUAACCAACAGAUCAUGAUAUGCUAUCCUGACGUCCUCGAGCUAGUAAUUAAUAUUCACUACGCC
Umbelopsis ramanniana AG is the source of this 751-nucleotide messenger RNA. RefSeq lists its product as uncharacterized. The coding region runs from base 278 to 520 and encodes 80 amino acids. NCBI's taxonomy places the organism in Eukaryota, Fungi, Mucoromycota, Umbelopsidomycetes, Umbelopsidales, Umbelopsidaceae. The transcript has 3 exons. The record is from RefSeq and is a predicted model, not a curated record.